AGAGAGGGACCCGCCCGCCGCGGUCCGGCUGCCGGGCAUGUGCGGCCACAGGCGCCCGUUGCCGCCGCUGUCCCGGGGCUGAGUCGCGCCCGGGUGUUCCGGACGGUGCGUCAGUGAGUGUGUGUGUCCGCGCGGGCAAGCGCCGCGCCGCCCCGAGCCGCCAGCUUGCUCCCCCGGCCGCGGUGCAUGUUCGCCUCCUGCCACUGUGUGCGGAGAGGCAGGAGGACCAUGAAAAUGAUCCACUUUCGGAGCUCCAGCAUCAGAUCGCUCAGCCAGGAGAUGAAAUGCACCAUCCGGCUGCUGGACGACUCGGAGAUUUCCUGCCACAUCCAGAGGGAGACCAAAGGGCAGUUUCUUAUUGACCACAUCUGCAACUACUACAGCUUGCUGGAGAAGGACUACUUUGGCAUUCGUUAUGUGGACCCAGAGAAGCAGCGGCACUGGCUUGAACCUAACAAGUCCAUCUUCAAGCAAAUGAAAUCUCAUCCACCAUACACCAUGUGCUUUAGAGUGAAAUUCUACCCACACGAACCCUUGAAGAUUAAAGAAGAGCUCACAAGGUACCUUUUGUACCUGCAAAUUAAAAGAGAUAUUUUCCAUGGUCGACUGCUCUGCUCCUUCUCAGAUGCUGCUUACCUGGGUGCCUGUAUUGUUCAAGCUGAGCUUGGUGAUUACGAUCCUGAUGAGCAUCCUGAGAAUUACAUCAGUGAGUUUGAGAUUUUCCCCAAGCAGUCACAGAAGCUGGAAAGAAAAAUAGCAGAAAUCCAUAAAAAUGAACUCAGAGGCCAGAGCCCCCCAGUUGCUGAAUUUAACUUACUCCUGAAAGCUCAUACUUUGGAAACUUAUGGGGUGGAUCCCCACCCUUGCAAGGAUUCAACAGGUACAACAACGUUUUUGGGAUUCACUGCUGCAGGCUUUGUGGUAUUCCAGGGAAAUAAGAGAAUCCAUUUGUAUGCAAAAUCCAGCCAGAUCAAGACUGUGUCAAGCAGCAAGAUAUUUUUUAAAGGAAGUAGAUUUCGAUAUAGCGGUAAGGUUGCCAAAGAGGUGGUGGAGGCGAGCUCCAGAAUUCAGAGAGAGCCGCCAGAGGUGCACAGAGCCAACAUUACCCAAAGCCGCAGUUCCCACUCCUUGAACAAACAGCUUAUCAUUAACAUGGAGCCACUGCAGCCCCUGCUCCCUUCCCCCAGCGAGCAGGAAGAGGAGCUGCCACUAGGUGAGGGUAUUCCAUUGCCCAAAGAAGAUGACAUUUCUGCCCCCUUGAUCUCCAGCUCACCGGUAAAGGAAGCCCGGGAGUAUGAAGACCCCCCAAGCGAAGAGGAAGAUAAAAUAAAAGAAGAGCCUCUGACUAUCUCUGAACUUGCAUACAACCCAAGUGCCAGUCUGCUCCCCACCCCCAUUGAUGAUGAUGAGAUUGACAUGCUCUUUGAUUGUCCAUCUAGGCUUGAAUUGGAAAGAGAAGACACAGAUUCAUUUGAGGAACUGGAAGCAGAUGAAAAUGCCUUUUUGAUGGCUGAAGCAGAGGAGCUGAAGGAGGCUCACCGAGCUUGGUCCUGGAGCUAUGACAUUCUGAGAGGCCAUAUUCGGGUGAACCCGCUGGUCAAGAGUUUUUCCCGGCUCCUUGUGGUGGGCCUGGGGCUGCUGCUCUUUGUAUUCCCCCUGCUCCUCCUCCUUUUGGAGUCAGGUAUUGAUCUCUCCUUCUUAUGUGAAAUCCGCCAGACGCCCGAGUUUGAGCAGUUUCACUAUGAAUAUUACUGUCCUCUCAAGGAGUGGGUGGCUGGCAAAGUAAAUCUCAUUCUCUACAUGCUGGGUUGCUCAUAAAGUUCCUAUCUCAUAUGACUAAGGGCUAUAUUCAAUACUAGUGAUUUGUUUUUUUCAGCAAAUGCCUGGUUCUGAAUAGUCAUGGGGCUGUCAACAGCGUUCCUUACUCAAAACUGAUUAUUCAAGCCUUUAAGUUAGCUUUCCAUAAUUCACUGCACUUAAGUAAGUUUAAAUCAAAUAUAGUAAUUUUAGUUAUAGGUUAGGAAGAUGGCCCUUAAGUAACUAAAAAAUAUGUUUAUUGUUUAUUAUUAUAUCACAGACAUACUCUUAAUUAUAUCAUAACACAUAACACAUUGAGCUGAAUUAGAUUGACCCUUUUUUAAUAGUUAGCAUCAUUACAAGCUAUAAUGUUCAGAAUCAGAAUUUUAGUAAAAAUCCAAGAGAAAGUUUUUGAAUAUAAUCCUUAGUGGAAACAAUGUCCUCUAACCAAUGCCUAUACAACUAAAUUUAUGCUGGGUUUGUUUUUUUUUUAAAUAUUUUUAUGUGUUCAGAAUAUUUUGGUAAAUUUUUAGCAAAAAAAAAAAAAGCCUCCUGGAGAUAUUUAAGUGUACAGAUUGUAAGACUAAUGCACAAAGGGUAUGUCAGGAAUUUUUUAAUGUUUUGGUACUGGUUUGUUUUUAAAAAAUAUUUUUGGUUGAACAAUCCAUAAUUUGUUGUUACCUGCAUAUGAGAUAGAAAAUAGGUAGAAAGACACUGUAGUAAGUAAGCUUCUAAAACAGAUGAUGGAACUGGAGGAUGUAGAAACUGAACAUCAAAUGGACACAGGGUGGUCCAUUUUUCAAAGUAUUUGGACAAGAUGACUUGUUCCUUUCAUUUGCAUUCUGUCCACAUAUUUUGGCUGGGGAAGCAGAACAUUUUUAAAAGAAAGCAAAACUUUAAAGGAAAAAAGUUAAAAGCUAUGCUAGUUAAUUGCAUGUUAUUAUACAGUAAUCCAAGAGUGGAAGCAGACAGGAACUGGACAAAAGGGAAGUAGCAAAAGAAAGUGUUUUGGUGAGGCUGGUAGGCAGGUGGUGGGAGGCAAAUGAUCUAUUUUAUGGAAGUGAUGGUGAUGCAAGGUAUUGGAUAAUGUAAAGAACAGCGCACCUGCUGUCCAAGUUGACAUGAAUAUGUUUAACUGGAUCUAAAAAAGAGUGGAGAAGCUUGAAGGCACAAUUUUGGUCCCUCAUGCCAUUUACUGUGAUUCUGUGAAGAAAUCUCAAAAGAAGUGUGUGUAUGAGAGAGUAGGAAAGAAAGAAAAAAAAAUGAAAAGAAUGGAUUUUGGCUUUUUGAUAAAUGCCAGUGAUCUUUUGUGGUGGUCAUUAUACUCCUUUCCUGGUUUUCUUAAGGUCUUAACUUAUUCAUAAUUGGGGCUCCCAUUAAGAAAGUGGAGGGGACUCUUUAGGUAAACCAUUUCUGCUUGGGUGAAUUAGUGAAAGGACUCAGUAGAGGGAACAGAUGUUCUAGUACUUUCCUUCAUACCAUUAAGUCCAUGACAGAAAGGUAAGAGUAUGGAGCUUUGGCAUGGAGCAUUGGGAUUUCUGAAUGGAUUGAAAAUGUUACAUUGCUUUCAUUUACAAAGAGACUGGGCUGCCUGUAAUCUCUCCCUACCUCUAAGAGACACUCUAGCUCUACCAUUAGCAUAAUUUCCAAGUUGGCCAUUCCAGUCCUACUGAUUCGUGGAGCUCUGAGUGCUUUAUUAGAUAUUUAAUUUUGAAAAUAAGUUUUAAAAGUCAGCUCAUGAAGCCUUCAGUUGAGCAAACUAUAAUAUACAUUUGCUCUUAAGUUUGUAGGAUGUCGUUUCUCAUGUGCUUUCAGUGAUUUAUUUUGCUCUUUAAUAAAGACUGUUUAAUGCCUGAAAUUUGAUAACAAUAUACAAAUAUAUUUCCAUAGUUUAUUUGGGAAGUUGGCAAAUGGCCAGCUUUAAAACUGAAGUUCUUUCCCCCACUUUUAUCAUAUGACUUCGAUGUCAUCCUAAGGGCCCUCCAGUAUAGUCUGCAAUAAAUAAGUCCCCCUGCUAAUUACGCUUCAUGUACUUUUCUUUGAAGUUCUAACCAUGACAAAUCACCUAGCCCUCAUCCUUUCUAAAUGUUAAAUAUCUUUUAAAUUAUGGAAGUAAUAUAUUGCCCAUCAUAAAACAUUUGAAAAAUACUGACAGGAGAAAUAUCACACAUAGCCCAACCAUGUAUAUUUAUAUUAAGGAAUAACAAACAUAUUAUUUAUAACAUUUCCAGCUAACAUCUCUUUUCUCUUAGGUAAAAACUUCAUUGUUGAAUAGAAAUGUUUUUAAGUGAAGGUGUUGACAGGAUUGGGUCUGCUGAAUUUAAACAAUAGCCACCAAAAGUAAAAUUGGGAUCGCAAAAUGGCAUUUCAUUGGGAUAGCAUCAGUGUUUUUAGAAAUACCACUCAAGUUUGGUAGAAGACAGUCACCAGUUGCCUGAGUCAAAUGAGGAAAAGACUGCUUCCAAGAUGGAGAGUAUAUAAUAUAGUGAGCUAGAGUUCAAAGCAAGUGUGUGAGUAUAUGUAUAUUCCAUAUUAUUGGUAUAUAUGUGUUUAUAUAUGAAUCUGUAUAUAUGUGUGUAUUUGUGUAUACACAACUGAUAUGCUCUUCAUGCACAGUUGUGUUUACUUUUCCCCAGUCAGGAAUUUGUGACAUGUUAUUAUUCCUUUUGCCUCUCAGAUAUCGUGGUGGAUAAAACCCACAGUCUCAAAGGUUUCAAUUUUCCAUGAAAACCACUGUGGGUACAUUUGUGGUUAUAUAUACACACAUAUAUGGCAAAUACAUAUACACACACAAUCUUGUCUUUAGUGCUAAUGCAAGUUGGAUCGUGAAAAAAAUGUAGGUAAAGUAUUGUGUUUCUGUCUGUGCUUGGAACAUAUUGUAAAAUGUUAUGUAUUUGGAAUAUAUUUUGUGGCUUGUCUAAUAUUUAAAAAUUCACUCUGGGAAGAGCUCAAAAUGAAUUGAUUCCAUUGAAAUACUAGAGAUAGGGGGGCCAUGUUACCUAUGAUUGGAGCCUUAUCUUUGUAUAGUGAAAUCUGCAUUUCUAUGUCAACAUUCAGAUUGUUUUAUAUGUUAAUAUGGUGGCAGGAAUCCCUAAUAAAGUACUCUGGGGAAAAAUG
Molecule: messenger RNA, 4914 nt
Organism: Hipposideros armiger (great roundleaf bat)
Lineage: Eukaryota; Metazoa; Chordata; Mammalia; Chiroptera; Hipposideridae
Gene: FRMD3
Product: FERM domain containing 3
Exons: 12
Coding region: 187-1818 (543 amino acids)
Biological process (GO): actomyosin structure organization
Cellular component (GO): cytoskeleton
Molecular function (GO): cytoskeletal protein binding
Source: RefSeq, a predicted model, not a curated record